UACUGCAUCCAUCUCAGGAGAGAACCCAGCAAGGCGGUCCAAAAAUAUAUAACUAGAAAUAAAAUUUAAUUCAGGUUUCUUUCUGGAUUCAGAUAGUCUUUUAUUUUCUUCUCGCCCAAGUCGUCAGCGUACAACCUUUCUCGGCUAUCCGACGAUCGUGCCAAAUUAUCACGGCCUUGCUCUGCUUCACUCUCCGAUCAUUGCUUUCUCGCAUCUUUAAGUUGUUUCUUCUGAAAAUCACAUGGCGGAUCAUCAACCCAUUGAAGGGUCAAGCACGAGUAAUGUUUCCGGUGGAAGUCCUGAAUCAACUGUGGAGCUGAACAUCAAGACUCUUGACUCCCAGAUUUACAGCUUUCACGCAGACAAGGAUAUGCCAGUUUCAGCAUUGAAGGAGAAAAUAGCUAGUCAAAUUGGUGUUCCUGUUGAGCAGCAACGACUUAUUUUUAGGGGCAAGGUCUUGAAGGAUGAUCAUCUUCUUUCUGAAUAUUAUGUUGAAAAUGGACAUACGCUACAUUUAGUUGAGAGACAGGCUACUCAGCAGCAACCUUCGUCUAGUUCGGAUAAUGGAAAUACAAGAACAAACACUGGAAGAGUUGGACAAGAACCUGGUGGUCCUGGUGGCUCACGCAAUCGUAUGGGACAAAUUUCACAUAGUGUUGUUUUGGGGACAUUCAAUGUUGGUGAACAAGGUGAAAAUGUCGGGUCAGAUCUGAGUCGGGUCAUUGGGGCUGUCUUAAACUCCAUUGGAAUUGGAGGUCAGCCUGGUACACAACCUAGCGUGCAGGUCCCCCAGAGGAGUGCAACAGGAGGAGUAAGAAAUGAUGCUGGCCACCAAAAUCAGGGGGGAAACCAGUCACAGCCUGGGCAAUCAUUUAAUAGUCAACCUAUGCCUCAUGCUGUGCAAAUUCCCCUUGGUGCUGCUGUUGCUCUUCCUUCACUCAAUAUGCCGAUUCCUGAUUCUCUGAACACAAUUUAUGAGUUUGUAAAUCGCCUGGAGCAGGGGAUGUCACAGCAGGGAUAUCAGCCUAGCCAAUCACCUAAUAUCACCGGUGAUCCACGCACAACUCAACUGCCUUCAACCACUCGUGGUGUUCCAACACCAGAGGCGUUGAGCAGUGUCUUGCGGCAUGCCCAGCAUCUUCUUGGUGGUCAUGCUGUAGCGGCAUUAUCUCAUGUUGCAGGGCGCUUGGAGCAGGAAGCAGGUUCUAAUGAUCCAACAAUAAGGGGACAAAUUCAGACUGAGUCAGCACAAGUAGGCCUUGCAAUGCAGCACAUAGGUGCUCUUCUUCUAGAGAUUGGGAGAACAAUGUUGACUCUGCGAAUGGGACAAUCUCCGGCUGAAUCUUCUGUCAAUGCUGGACCUGCAGUUUACGUAUCUCCUUCAGGUCCUAACCCUAUCAUGGUUCAGCCAUUUCCUCUUCAGACCAGCUCCCUGUUUGGUAGUUCUGCUUCAGCUCCAUCAAAUCCUGGGGCUUUCGGACCUGUUGGAAUUGGGAACAUUUCAAGACAUGUAAAUAUUCAUAUACACACUGGGACACCGCUAGCUCCUUUUGUUUCUGGGGUUGGAGCCAGGACGAACAAUGGGGAAGGAACUCCGGGCGAACGUGCCAAUGGCACUGCUUCUGGUGAAUCUGCUCAAUCGCGAGUUCAAGGUGUCACAAAUGUCAACACAACAGCUGUUCCAUUACGACCUGCAGUUGUUGCUGUCUCUGGUACCCUAGAACCCAGUGUUGGUGUUUCACUGCCUCCAGAUCUUUUUCCACUGUCAACAGUUGUAUCGGAAGUGAAUUCACAAAUCAGAAAUUUUGUUGGCAAUAUUCGGGGUGGACACCAGGCCUUAGCAGUAGAGAGUUCAACUGUUCAAGAGAGAGCUGUUGGUGCUGCUGCUGCUGGAGAUGAAGGUAGGAGCAAUGAACAGAAUAAUAUCUCGUCUGGCCAUGGAUUUGGGGAGACUAGCCAACCAUUCCCUGGUGUUUCUAACACGACAAAUCAGGAGACACAGCCUUCUGGCCACCAGCCUAGCAAUAGUAAGGAUAGUGGUGUUGCUGUGAACCCAAAAUAUGAACCUUCCAGCAGUUCACUUGGGGGCUCUAAUGAACCAUCAAGCACCCCGGUGGUAGUAACUGCAGAAGGGGCUUCAAGUUCCAGUCAAGCCAUGGAUACACCUGGUGGUUCAUCCACUACUCCUCUUGGGUUGGGCCUUGGAAGUUUGCAACCUAAGAGGCGAAGUAGGCAAUCAAGGUCUCAAGGCAACAGUGGUAGUAGCUCUUUGGUCACUUCUAAUCAGACUGAACAACCUAGAAUUGCGGGGCAACAGGUUUUGCAAUCUCUUGCAUCACUUGCAGCUAGAAGCAAUGGAAAUACUCAGGCUUCAGGGCAGUUGUCACAACCUGCUGGGGUAGUUGUGGAUACUCUACCUCCUACAGAAGAAAAUGCUGAUGGCCAGUUUGACAUCGGCAGUUCUAUGUCUCAGGUUCUCCAAAGCCCUGCCUUGAAUGGUUUGUUGGCAGGUGUUUCCCAGCAAACUGGUAUAGGUUCGCCAAAUGCUUUGAGGAACAUUAUGGAGCAACUAACUCAGAACCCAGCCAUGCGGAAUACAGUCAAUCAAAUUGCUCAACAGAUUGACAACCAUGACCUUGGAAACAUGUUCUCCAGCUUGGGUGGAUGUCAAGGUGGUGGCUUUGAUUUAUCAAGAAUGAUGCAACAAAUGAUGCCAAUUGUUUCUCAAGCUCUUGGUGGUGUUUCUACUGGGCCCCAACCAACACUUGCUAUGGGGCCUGAUCUCAUGGGCAGUAGAUCAACGAUGGAUGUUGUGUCAACUGUUGAAAACUCUCAGCCGGAUCAGGUUGGCGUCCAACAAGUGGCUCGAGGGAUUGAACAACAAAGUCCUCCAGGAGAAAUUUUUCGCUCAAUGGUUGAAAAUGCUUUACAGUUGUGCGAAGGUGACAAUGUCCAGGGGAAUGUUGUAAAUGAAUUAUGCAGCGAUGAGGGGCUUGCUAAUGAAUUCAUGGAGAUGCUGCGGCAGGAUAUUUCGCGACGACUUGAUGAUAGAAGUAGCCCCUAGGGCUAGGGUCACACAAGCAUGGUUCGUUUUGUCUUUGUCAAUACUCUCUGUAAUCCAUUUUUUGUCCAGGCUCUGAGGUAUUAUCGCGAUAUUUGGCAGUAUUGCUCAAAAUUAUUCUCCCUUUGACAGUUGCUUAGUUUCCUGUAACCGGAGCACAGACCGUUUGUACAAAUUUAGAAGUGGGGUCUUUUAUCUGUUAAGUUUUGAGUUCCCAUUGUUUUGGGACUAAGUGGUUUUUACUAAUUUCUGUAUAAGUUGCUGCGAGAGUUUGAUACAUCUAGUUUUCAUGUUA
Coffea eugenioides is the source of this 3356-nucleotide messenger RNA. Its product is annotated as ubiquitin-like domain-containing protein CIP73. Gene Ontology annotation, molecular function: misfolded protein binding; polyubiquitin modification-dependent protein binding. Gene Ontology annotation, cellular component: BAT3 complex. The transcript has 18 exons. NCBI's taxonomy places the organism in Eukaryota, Viridiplantae, Streptophyta, Magnoliopsida, Gentianales, Rubiaceae. The record is from RefSeq and is a predicted model, not a curated record. Bases 242 to 3064 code for a protein of 940 amino acids.